AUGAGCAAUGGUCAUCUCAUGGGCGGCGGGGGACCGCAUCACGAUCAUCAUCAUUCUCAUCACCAUGGAUCACCCUUUGGCGGACUUCAUCAGCAUCAUCAUCAUUUAAGCAACAGCAAUAAUAAUAAUAAUAAUAACAGUAGUAACAACAAUAAUAAUAAUAAUAACAACAACGGCGGCAGCAAUAGCAACAACAACAGUAGCAGUAAUAACAAUAACAACAAUAGUAAUAAUAAUAACAAUAAUAAUAAUAAUAAUAAUAACAGUUGCGGAAGCGGUUUGAAAAUAUGCGGCGGGUGCGGAGGGAAAAUAGUCGAAAGGUUUUUAUUGCACGCGUUGGACAGAUAUUGGCAUAACGGGUGUUUAAAGUGUUCGUGCUGUCAUGCCAUGCUAGCGGAUAUAGGUUCGUCGUGUUUCACGAAAGCGGGAAUGAUACUCUGCAAAACCGACUAUGCCAGAUUGUUCGGUAAUACCGGAGCGUGUUCAGCUUGCGGACAAACGAUUCCGCCAAACGAAUUCGUUAUGAGAGCGGGAGCCGGAGCGCCGGGUCCUCAUCCGCAAAGUCAUCACGUUUUUCACCUCAAGUGCUUCGUAUGUUCGAAAUGUGGUACGCAGUUGGUACAAGGGGAUCGGUAUUACCUCUUGGCCGGAAGCUUGGUCUGCGAACAGGACUGGCACAAAUUGCUCAAAAGUACGGGAGUGCCGGGCGCGGGCGGAGCGACGACGGUUCGAAAGGGCAAAGUCGGGAGACCCAGAAGAAGUAGAGAUUGA
Messenger RNA from Pediculus humanus corporis (human body louse), 771 nucleotides. RefSeq names its product LIM domain transcription factor LMO4, putative. Lineage: Eukaryota; Metazoa; Arthropoda; Insecta; Psocodea; Pediculidae. The coding region runs from base 1 to 771 and encodes 256 amino acids. The transcript has 2 exons. The record is from RefSeq and is a predicted model, not a curated record.